This is a messenger RNA of Trichobilharzia szidati, 1461 nucleotides long. The record is from the annotation of a GenBank genome assembly. NCBI's taxonomy places the organism in Eukaryota, Metazoa, Platyhelminthes, Trematoda, Strigeidida, Schistosomatidae.
AUGGUAUUAAUCAAUCCCUUAUUUCAUGCUAAUUUAAGUAUUACCCUAGAUAUAAUUCAAAGUUGGUAUGACCUUAAUACAUGCAUAUAUGUAGUUUAUGAAAGGGAACCAUUAUUCCCCGGUGAAGAUGCUUCUGAUCAAUUGGCUUGUAUCAUGGAAAUUUUGGGCCUGCCUCCAAUGCAGAUGAUUAAAAAAGGAAGUCAAAGUCAUCAUUACUUCAAUAGUAGUGGACAACCUUUGUAUAUGAUUGAACAACACCAACAUAUUUACGGCGGAAAUGAACAAACGGACAAAUUACAAGAAGCUAUAACCAAUCUAAGUAAAUCAUUGAACUCUUCAAGUAAACUUAAACGUAGUAAUGGUAAUAAACAUCACAAGAUAAGAAAAUCCCCUGGUUCUACAAACUUAAUUGAAGCAUUGACAAAUUCGAAAAAUUCUUCUGUCUGUUUACCUGUGGGUGAGACAUCAAAUUUCGGUCAUAAAAUACCACAACCAUUAGAUCCAGAUAUGAUUGACUUUUUAAAAGGAUGUUUAAAAUGGAAUCCAGAUGAACGAAUGAAUCCAGUUGAAGCACUUCAACAUCCAUGGAUCAGAAAAAUGCCAUCGUUUACUGCAUCAAGUAUUGGAAGAACAAACAGUUUUGCUACAAGUCGUAAUGCCUAUAACAAUUCAGAUUCUUGUUAUACUAUCAAUAAAAAUAAAUUCAACAGCUUUUCCAAUUCACCAAGUAAAACAAAUUCAGACACAGAUUUUGUAGCCAAUAUCCUUGGUGUACGUACACGAAAACCCAGGCAAAAUCCAUUACGUAUCUCUCGAAAAUCUGAAGUUCCGAGUAUUAUGUCUGACAACUCUUCAAAACCAGUUCACUCGUAUCGUCGAUAUUCAUUUGACCAGAAUAACAGCAAACUGUCAGAUUUAUUCGACAGAUCAGUCAAGUGUACUUCAAAUCCAAAAUCUCCAGAUCGACUUAAACAUCCAAGUCUAGACGGCUCUUGUAACACAAAGCAGUAUCGCAGUUUCUUAAAUAAUGGUCAUAAUGGGAACACUGUCAUUAAUGAUAACGAUGAUGAGGAUACUACUGAUAAUAGUGUAUCUCCCCGUAGUGACAUUCACAGUCAUCACCGUCGUAAUCGCCAUCAUCAUCGUCCAAGUAAUAAUAAUAACAAUAACAAUAAUACUCAUCAAGAAACAGAGGAUAGCAAUGUAGAUUCAAAUAACAGCUUGAUAGAAGAUGAAGAUAUCAUCAACAAUUGUAACACUCCUUCCAUGAAUGAUCGAAUGAAAAUUAAUGAUGACAGUGAUUGUAGUGAUAUCAGUGUUAGUGAUGUUGAACAAAACUGCCGAAAUUCAGGCUACUAUGACAAUGCUAAUAGUCAUAAUGGUAGUGCUAAAAUAAUACUUUUUAACGAAGACAAAGUUAUACGAGUUCCACAUAUAACAACAGGUGAACAUGACAUAUAA